This is a messenger RNA of Glossina fuscipes, 3306 nucleotides long. It is a transcript of the gene AP-2alpha, whose product is annotated as AP-2 complex subunit alpha. Gene Ontology annotation, cellular component: membrane coat; AP-2 adaptor complex. Gene Ontology annotation, biological process: intracellular protein transport; clathrin-dependent endocytosis. Bases 503 to 3301 code for a protein of 932 amino acids. The transcript has 11 exons. Gene Ontology annotation, molecular function: clathrin-cargo adaptor activity. NCBI's taxonomy places the organism in Eukaryota, Metazoa, Arthropoda, Insecta, Diptera, Glossinidae. The record is from RefSeq and is a predicted model, not a curated record.
AAAAAAAAAAAAAACAAAGUGAAAAUCAUUGCAUUGAAGUCGUUAUCAAAAAAUACUAAAAAAGGGGCGAAUUUAUACUUGUUGUAAAUUUUUCAUUGUUGUAAAAGCAAAUGAAAUGCAAACUGAGUAAUAUAAUCAAUAAAAGUAAAGACUAAAUACCACAAAUUCCUAUAGAUUUGGAAAGAAAACAGAAAAGAUUAAUAAAUUUAACUAAGCAACUUCUUCUAAGGUGUGAAAUAUCGCGUGAGUGCGUUGGUGUUUGUUUUAAAAUAAUCAAAACGAGCAAGUUGUUAUUAAAUUGAUAGAAAAAGUUCAAAUAUUUUUUUCGUGUAAGAGCACACUUCAUUAAGUCUGCAGCAGUAAAAAUUUUAAAUUUAAACUCUCCUUUCUGUAUAGGGGAGAGUUUAAGUAAUAAGAAGAAGACAGUAAAAAAGCAAAGCAAAAGAUUUUUUCACUUUUGCCAGUUUUUUAAAAAACUUCAAAAAUUAACAAAUUAACAACAAUGGCACCUGUGCGGGGGGAUGGCAUGCGUGGUUUAGCGGUAUUCAUAUCGGACAUAAGAAAUUGUAAAAGCAAAGAGGCCGAAGUUAAACGUAUCAAUAAAGAAUUGGCCAAUAUACGUAGUAAAUUCAAAGGCGACAAAACAUUGGACGGAUAUCAAAAAAAGAAAUAUGUUUGUAAAUUAUUGUUCAUAUUUUUGCUGGGGCAUGAUAUUGAUUUUGGACACAUGGAGGCGGUUAAUUUAUUAUCAUCGAAUAAGUAUUCAGAAAAACAAAUUGGCUAUCUAUUCAUUUCAGUUUUGGUUAAUACUAAUAGCGAUUUGAUACGUUUGAUUAUACAAUCGAUUAAAAAUGAUUUGCAAUCACGAAAUCCGGUCCAUGUGAAUUUAGCUUUGCAGUGCAUUGCUAAUAUCGGCAGUCGUGAUAUGGCUGAAUCAUUUUCCAAUGAAAUUCCAAAGCUAUUGGUGUCAGGAGACACCAUGGAUGUAGUGAAGCAAUCAGCGGCACUUUGCCUUUUGCGUUUGUUCCGUUCCAGCCCUGAAAUUAUACCAGGCGGAGAGUGGACUUCUCGUAUUAUUCAUUUGCUCAAUGAUCAGCAUAUGGGUGUGGUAACCGCUGCCACAUCGCUGAUAGAUGCUUUGGUUAAACGUAAUCCUGAAGAAUAUAAAGGUUGCGUUAAUUUGGCCGUUUCUCGUUUAUCGCGUAUUGUAACCGCCAGUUAUACGGAUUUGCAAGAUUAUACAUAUUAUUUUGUACCGGCACCGUGGUUGUCUGUGAAACUAUUGCGUUUAUUACAAAAUUAUAAUCCUGUAACUGAAGAGCCCGGUGUGAGGGCACGUCUAAACGAAACGUUGGAAACGAUAUUGAAUAAGGCGCAAGAGCCUCCGAAAAGUAAAAAAGUUCAACAUUCAAAUGCCAAAAAUGCGGUACUCUUUGAGGCUAUCAAUCUCAUUAUACACAGCGAUAGUGAACCGACUCUUUUGGUGCGUGCUUGCAAUCAGUUGGGUCAAUUUUUAAGUAAUCGCGAAACAAAUUUACGUUACUUGGCUUUGGAAUCUAUGUGCCAUUUGGCUACUUCGGAAUUUUCCCAUGAAGAAGUUAAGAAACAUCAAGAAGUGGUUAUCCUAUCGAUGAAGAUGGAAAAGGAUGUUUCGGUACGUCAGAUGGCAGUUGACUUGUUGUAUGCUAUGUGUGAUCGCAGUAAUGCCGAAGAAAUUGUUCAGGAGAUGUUAAAUUACCUAGAAACGGCAGAUUACUCUAUACGUGAGGAAAUGGUCCUAAAAGUGGCGAUCUUAGCAGAAAAAUACGCAACUGAUUUCACUUGGUACGUUGACGUUAUACUCAAUCUUAUUCGUAUCGCUGGCGAUUACGUGUCUGAAGAAGUCUGGUAUCGCGUCAUACAAAUUGUUAUAAAUCGCGAAGAAGUUCAGGGUUAUGCUGCGAAGACUGUUUUCGAAGCCCUCCAAGCACCUGCUUGUCAUGAGAAUAUGGUUAAGGUGGGCGGUUACAUACUAGGAGAAUUUGGUAAUCUCAUUGCCGGCGAUUCACGUUCAGCUCCUUUGGUACAAUUUAAACUGUUACAUUCAAAAUAUCAUCUAUGCUCACCUAUGACAAGAGCUCUGCUCCUGUCUACGUAUAUUAAGUUUAUAAAUCUAUUCCCUGAAAUACGCACCAAUAUACAGGAAGUAUUCCGUCAAGAUAGUAAUUUACGUUCAGCUGAUGCCGAGCUUCAGCAAAGAGCCAGCGAAUAUUUACAACUGAGUAUUGUAGCUAGCACGGAUGUAUUAGCUACAGUUUUGGAAGAAAUGCCUUCAUUCCCAGAACGUGAAAGCUCCAUACUGGCGGUGCUAAAGAAGAAAAAACCAGGACGAGUGCCUGAAAAUGAGAUACGUGAAUCAAAGAGUCCGGCCCCAAAUACAAUACAGAAUAAUGCACUUACUAAUCACAAAGUCAACAGCAACGCCAAUACCGAUUUAUUGGGUUUAAGUACACCACCGUCUAAUAAUGUGCUAAACAAUAGCACCAAUAGCGGUACCUUGAUUGACGUUUUAGGCGAUAUAUAUGGUAGUACCAAUAAUAAUACAGCCGUUUAUAAUUCCAAAAAGUUCCUGUUCAAGAACAAUGGCGUUUUAUUCGAAAAUGAAAUGUUACAAAUCGGUGUUAAGAGUGAGUUCCGGCAGAAUUUAGGACGUUUGGGCUUAUUUUAUGGCAAUAAAACGCAAAUUCCUUUGACGAAUUUCGUGCCGGCUUUGCAAUGGGAAUCAGAUAAUGCUCUAAAGUUGAACGUUCAAAUGAAACCGGUUGAGCCAACAUUAGAGGCUGGCGCACAAAUACAACAGCUUUUGACGGCUGAAUGUAUAGAAGACUACGCGGAUGCACCGACAAUUGAAGUAAAUUUCCGUUACAACGGUGCCCAGCAGAAGUUUAAUAUUAAGCUACCGUUAACUAUAAAUAAAUUUUUUGAGCCAACGGAAAUGAAUGCAGAUUCGUUCUUUGCCAGAUGGAAAAAUCUAAGUGGCGAUCAACAAAGGGCUCAGAAAGUGUUCAAAGCUCAACAGCCUUUAGAUUUACCCGGUGCACGUAAUAAGCUAACGGGCUUUGGUAUGCAAUUAUUAGAUAAUGUAGAUCCUAAUCCAGAUAAUAUGGUAUGUGCCGGCAUUAUACACACUCAAACGCAACAAGUAGGCUGUCUAUUACGAUUAGAACCCAACAAGCAAGCACAGAUGUUCCGUUUAACAAUAAGGGCCAGCAAGGAGAGUGUUACACGAGAGAUAUGUGAAUUACUUACAGACCAAUUUUAAGUGCA